GUUCUUGCUUAAUCCCAAAAUGUUUGGAUUACAGACUAUUAUAGACACUUGGCCAUCACAAACCCUAACAAAUAAAAGACUCCAACAAUGACUCUAAUUAGGCCUAGCCACUACCAGGCGCAAGGCCCUCUCCAGAGCCCUCCUGGGCCUCCUCUGCGCGGCGCACAUCUCUGGCCCGCCUCCUUCUGGUGUAGGUUUGGCCCCACAUGACAGGUUAGCGCCGGCGGCGAACGGGCCCGGGGCAGGGAGCAGCACGGCCGUACAGUGAUUUAGCCGUCGGCAUUAAGCUAAUCCCGGCCGGUUAGUGGCUUCCAGGCAAGCCCGGCUUGCUUUCCACGGACACCAUCAUUCGACUGCUUCUGAUGCUCGCCAGUCCGCCACUAUAUUGUGCCAGCCAUCGAUCGCAUGCUUCGUCCAGGGAGGGAAGGGAAGGGAAGGGCGGGCGAGAUGGCCGUGCCGCUGCAGAGGUCGGCGCAGACCUUCCGGCGGUCGGGCUCGUCGGGGCUGGUCUGGGACGAGCGCUUCCUCACCGAGGGCGUCGAGGACGGCGGCGCGCGGGGAGCGGGACGCCGGCACCCAGAGCUCCGGCACUCGCGGAGCGUCGGCAGCGUGCUGCGGCGCGGCGAGGCAACAGAGCACGGGGACACGAAGCUGGUGCUCGCCGCCAAGCCGAGGCACAAUGACCAGCAGAAGAAGCGGCAGCAGGAGGAGGUGGUGGUGGUGCCUGCUGGCAGGGCGGCGUUCCGGACGAGGGACGUGGCCCCGGCCGCCGAGCCGCCGUCGCCGAGGCUGCCCGCCGGCUGCUGCGCCAUCUUCCGGGGCUCCGCCGGCGCCGGCACCGCCUCGCCGCUGGCGCGGCGCCUAGCCAAGACCCGGAAGCGCUAGGAGACGAGGUGUCAUCGAGUGGUUGUCUGGUGACCAGGACCAAUCGAUCGUGCGCGCAGCACGUUUCGAAUUGGAAUUGGAACUCUUGGGUUUUUUGAAUAAGUUUCAAAGGGAACAUUUCGGUUUGUCUGCGAAUUUCUGCUCGAAUAAACGGGUGCGCGGCACUGCUCUUGGUGGUCA
Molecule: messenger RNA, 1065 nt
Organism: Panicum virgatum (switchgrass)
Lineage: Eukaryota; Viridiplantae; Streptophyta; Magnoliopsida; Poales; Poaceae
Product: MAPK kinase substrate protein At1g80180-like
Exons: 1
Coding region: 406-885 (159 amino acids)
Source: RefSeq, a predicted model, not a curated record